This is a messenger RNA of Cicer arietinum (chickpea), 1099 nucleotides long. NCBI's taxonomy places the organism in Eukaryota, Viridiplantae, Streptophyta, Magnoliopsida, Fabales, Fabaceae. The record is from RefSeq and is a predicted model, not a curated record.
UCAUUUCUUUAAAGCUAAAGCUAAAUUAGAAUACCAGAAUAGUUUUCCAAGUGUGAUUGCAAGUAAUGCUCCCUCCGUUCACAUGCAAAACAGAGUACCUGAAUUUUUCCAAAAUCAUAAACUCAGCAUCAAUGUCGCUUCAAAUGCAAUCACACUCUCUACUUUCUUUCAAUUUCAACAAAUCGCAAAUCCUCACGAAAAUACACCCCACGUCACUUUCACGCACCCCAUUCACCAUUCGAGUCAGAAGCUCAACCACCUCGCCACCGAUAAAUCCACUUUCUUCGCCGUCGCUGGUCGCAUCAAUACUACCCACUCCGAUUUCGAUAAACCUAGGGUUUCGUCCGACCCCUGAAUUGGGUCUUUUCUCUCACUUGUUAGUUCUCUCCAUGGCAUUUGGUGCAUUUUUCUCCGUGGCAGUAAUUUCAAUUCCAACAUUAAUGGCUUUUGGUAGAUUAGGAGCUUCUGUGAAGAAAUUGUCCAAUGUUGUUUCUGAGGAGGUACCUGGAACUUUAGCUUCUCUCAAUCUUUCUAGUUUAGAGCUCAAGGAUUUGACACAACAAUUAAGCAGUCUCAGGUCGUGAUAUCCGACUCCUGCUAGAUCGUGACUCGAUACUGGAACAUGUGGUUGCACUCAAUAACUUUCUAUUUUUAAAUUAUCAUUUGUGUUUCUGUCGUGCCUGUGUUAGUAUUUUAAAGAUCUUUGAUCAUACUGUGCAAAAAUAUUUUAGGCAUAUAGUUUCGGGUAUUGGCAUUGGAAAGAAGGAUGGGAGCACUAUCAGAUCAAGAUACUUUCGCUAGAACAAACCAGACCCGAAGCGUUGAGAACAUUGCUUAGGUGUGUACGUUGUGAGCAUUUUUGUUUAUGAAAUUAUGCUUGCUUGGUUUGAUGCAAAUUGCUGAAUAGAUGUAUGCCCUUUUCAUUCAUAUGAUGAUUUGCAUUUAAGUUACAAGCUGUGUAUUAAAGUACAAUCACAAUAAACCAUUAGGGCUUUUUAGUUUUGAAGCUGCUUUUGCAAAACAAUUAGAAAACCUGCUCUAUGAGGGUCCUAUGUUGUUCCAGAGGUUCAUUAGAUUAUUGGCAUUGAAUAUUGAUUAA